Molecule: messenger RNA, 3932 nt
Organism: Verruconis gallopava
Lineage: Eukaryota; Fungi; Ascomycota; Dothideomycetes; Venturiales; Sympoventuriaceae
Exons: 3
Coding region: 34-3726 (1230 amino acids)
Biological process (GO): meiotic sister chromatid cohesion, centromeric; protein phosphorylation; mitotic spindle assembly checkpoint signaling
Molecular function (GO): protein kinase activity; ATP binding
Source: RefSeq, a predicted model, not a curated record
CAAUCGUAAAGCUAGCCACAACAGCAGUCAAAGAUGGCGGACAAAGGAGAUCUGAUUGAUUUCAGCGUCAUCGAGACCUGUAAGGAAAAUAUUCAGUCCAUACCAGGGGGCCGCAGUGCCAAACAGCUUUCGACAGUUCUGUCGCCCCUCGCUGCAAAGAAGUCGCCUCCGCUCUCAGAAAUACAAGGCUCAAAGGAAACGAAGCGACAAGAAUUUGAACAGGAGCUUUUAACGAUCGCCGAGGCAGACGAUCCUCUGGACGUCUAUGAUCGCUAUGUAAAAUGGACCAUGGACGCCUACACAUCCGCACAAGGCACGAACGAAUCGAACCUUCUGCCCCUCCUAGAGCGCGCAACCAAGGCGUUCUUGACGUCCUCACUCUACAAGAAUGACCCUCGGUACCUGAAACUAUGGUUGCUAUACAUUCGUCUGUUUUCCGACAGUCCGCGCGAAACAUACGCUUUUCUCGCCAAACACAACAUUGGCCAAGGACUGGCACUGUUCUACGAAGAAUUUGCGGCUUGGUUGGAGAACGCUGGCCGUUGGGCCCAAGCAGAAGAGGUUUACCUCAAAGGCAUUGAUUGCGAGGCACGACCACAGGAACGUCUGAUCCGCAAGUUCGGUGAGUUCCAGCACAGACGGGAGUCCAAGGGCUCGGCACAGGACGGCCCAACAAGCCCGGCGAUGCCCAAAGUGCGACCUGCAUUAGCCGCCAAGCUAGAUCCAUUCGCAGCUGCGGCGGAAGAAGCAGAUCCCCAGGCACGGGAUCGAGCUGCUUCCUCUACGUCACGCACUUCAAAGCCAGGGCGCUCAAAGAUGAGCAUCUUUGCCGAUGGUGACGAGCCAUCUAAACCGGGAAGCUCUGAUAGCAAUUCGGGGUGGGAUUCUAUCGGUUCGCUCAAAGAACGAAGGAAGGAGAACACAAGAGAGGCAAAGCCUUGGGUUGGUGAGACAUUGCAGGGUGGUCGUCGUGCAGUCAGUGGCCCAAAGAUGAUGGUUUUCAGGGAUCAGUCCUUAGGCGCAAACAAGAAUACGAAUAAUGAACAUUCUCAAUCAGAGCUACAGUGCAGCAUUAAUCCCAAGACUGGACGGAAAGAGUAUGUCUUUGCUAACCUAGAGCUUGUAUACCCAUCAGGGGAUGCAGAGAGUGGCUACGAAUUCUGCUUUGAGGAAUUGAGAGCGAUGAAAAGAGGGUUGAUUGACCCCACGGGCCGUGUGAUCAAACCUAAGAAGCAGACUGCUACAAAGACAGACAUUGAACAAAGGCCAGUUACACCUCCCAACACGGCCGUCUCGCCCAAGAACACAAAGGUUAGCAGUUCAAGGAAGCUAGACAUUUUCCAGGAUACUCAGACGAGCAAAAUCCCGGUCAAGAUACCUGUGUUUGAUGAUAGCGUGGCCCAAGACCAACCCGUGUCCACGACAAAAGUUUCGAAAAAGAUCCCUGUGUUUGACGAAAACGGACAACCCCAAGUUGAGACAGAUGCAGCCGCUAGGGCAGUGAAGAAAAAGAUGCGCAAGGAGGAAAGGGCCAAUCGAACGAGGAAGAUUGAGAUAAUGGAGGUCAAAGCAGAGCCACAGACUAUUCAAACCAAUCUCAAUUCACCAGCAGGGCCAAAAAUUAAGAGAAAAAAGUCUGGCGAGGCGACGAUGACUUUGCAUACCAAAGAAGCAAUGAAUGAGGUUUAUGACCUGUUCAAUCAAACUUUGACAAAGGUGUCGGAAGAACCAGUGGAAGAUAAUCAAAGCCAAGUUGAUAGUAGCGAUGACGACGAUGAUGAUGAAGAUGAUGACGACUACACAAGCGCUGGUGAAAGUACAACCACUGGAAGAUUUUCUGCAGUCACGAGCGAAGCUGGCGACGAAACCCAAGCCGAUUUCACAAUGGCCACGCAAAGCAAUGUCAGCGUUGGUGAAAAUACGAACAACUCCGACUGGUCCGAGUUCUCUGAGGUCAAAGAGCUUCCUGAGCAACAUGGGAGCAACGUUGGCCUUGAAAUAGAUGACGAGAAUGAUGUGGGAACGCAGGAAGAAGUCUUGACCCCCACAUCACCACAAAGACUGAGUGAAGAUCAAUAUGAAGAGGAUCCGCAAGACAUUCCGUCACUGGAAGCGCAAGACGAGCCAGGCAUGGCACGACGAGGUUUCUCUUAUCGUAGCCGUCAGCUCCCAUUCAUGACUCCGAUUGUAGAGAAGACUGAAUCGUCACUAGGAGCUAUGACUGUUUAUGCGGAGAAGGAGUACUUCAACACAAAGACACCAAGUCGCCAGAACAACGUAAAGAAUGCGCAAGCUAAAGACUGUGAUGUAUGGAGUAGUCCAUUCCAGGCGAACACGGAAGAGAACAAGGAGAACAUCAAAGUGCCCCAACCGGAGUUCGUUAAGCCGGUGAAGGCUGAUCAACAGAAAGCUCAACCACUUGCUCCCAAAGACUUGGGAAAGGAGAAGCCAAAGGGCCCUAUCAUCAAAGAAUUGCAGUGCAAUCCUAUCGAAGAGUCAAUACGAGCCACAAUUCUGUCCCAAGUUCAACCACCUUUGGGCACCUACGCUGGCUUUUUUGAUCGCCGAGGGCAGAUCGCGGCACAAGGAGUUGACAUUCGCAAAUAUACAAAAGCUGUAAAGAAUAAAAACGACAAAACGUUGAGCGCAACAACACCACCAGUAUUGACGCUUAGUGGCUCCUCGCGACGGUAUCAGGUCCGUCGCGAACUCGGAAAGGGGGCGUUUGCGCCAGUUUAUCUUGUCGACAGUCAACCGUUGCCUGCAUCACUUGAGCAGAACGAAAGCACAGCUGCGGCAAGGAUGGGAGAAGGCGAAUUCGGACUCCGUCGUAAUGAGCAAGAAGCAGUCAAGAUGGAAGAACCGCCUUCAGCCUGGGAGUUCUACAUCAUUCGACAAGCAAAGCGAAGACUCGGCGUUUCGCGGCCGUCAGAAUCAAUCGUGGAGGCUUACGAGAUGCAUCUUUACGAAGACGAGUGCUUUCUGAUCGAAGAAUACCGCAAUCAGGGCACAUUACUGGACUUGGUCAACGCAUACCGUGCGGAAGGUGGGGUCAUGGACGAACAGCUCGUCAUGUUCUUCACCAUCGAGCUCCUCCGAACGGUUGAGGCUCUUCACGCCAAAGGCUUGAUUCAUGGCGAUUUGAAAGCCGACAAUAUCCUCGUCCGACUGGACAGCUCUGACACGGAGUGGUCGUCUCAAUACCACCGUUCCGGUACAAAUGGCUGGUCUGAUAAGGGCAUCAAAAUCAUCGACUUCGGCCGCGGCAUCGACAUGAAAGCGUUUAAGCCUGAAGUUCAGUUUAUAGCCGAUUGGAAGACCAGCGAAGCCGACUGUGCAGAGAUGCGCGAAAUGCGUCCCUGGACAUAUCAGGUAGACUAUCAUGGACUGGCUGGCAUAGUUCACAGCAUGCUAUUCGGGAAGUACUUGGAGACGGUGGCGGAAAGAGGUGGCACACUCGGCGCUGGCGCUACGAAGACAUACCGGAUAAGGGAAAGUCUUAAGAGAUACUGGCAGACGGAAAUAUGGAGUGAUGUAUUCAGCCUGCUUCUAAACCCGCUCAUGCAUCUUGACGGUGAAGAUGGAAGGAGGCUACCUGUGCUGCAAGGAGUGAAAAGGCUGAGGGAGAGAAUGGAGAUGUACCUGGAGACCAACUGCGAAAAAGGUUCAGGGUUGAAAGCGGGACUUAGAAGGGUUGAGAAUAUGAUCAGAGAGAAGAGGAAGUAGUCGGUUGCAACAGGUACGCAACGAGUGUUAUCUGCAUACCUGGGGGGGGGCCAAUUUCUUGGUGGGCUUGACUGCAUUUUUGUGGCGUUCCGUUGUGGCACUGGGGAGAUUGGAUACCCGCGGAGUGAUUGGUACGCUUUUGGAACAUUUGGAUAAAGUUUCAAGAUAAUCGAUCCUAAUCAUAAAUUAUGCGAGCCUUUUGCACA